CACACACACACACACACACGGUAUAUAAGCCUCACGUCUGCUGCGUCCUCUCUCAGCUGGACUCCGUCACUUCGUCGUGUCUCAGCAUGGAGGACACCUACGUCAGGCAUGUGGAGCUCCUGGGCUUCGAGAAGCGUCUCUUCCCCAGUCAGCACUACGUCUACAUGCUGAUGGUGAAGUGGAGCGACCUGUCGGAGAAGCUGAUCUACAGGACGUAUCCUGAGAUCCACACCUUCCAUAAAUCCCUGAAGGAGAUGUUUCCCAUCGAGGCCGGUCAAAUAGAAAAGAAGGACAGAAUCAUCCCUUCACUACCAGCGCCGCGGUGGUUGGACAGCCAGAAGUCCACAGAGACCAGGCAGAGCACGUUGGCGGAGUACUGCCACUCGCUGGUCAACCUGCCGCCUCACAUCUCCCGCUGCAAACACCUGGCCAGCUUCUUCAAGGUGCGACCAGAGGACGAAAACCCACCGGCCCCAAACACACUGAAAAGGAACGAGACGUUCGUGGUGUCCAGGGAGUUGGCCAGAGGCAACGCGUCUGAGAUUUCCGGCCCCAUCAUACUGGACACCUACAGGGUGCUCGCAGAUUACACCAAGACGUCCAAGCAUGAGAUCAACCUGCACACCGGAGACCUGGUGGACAUCGUGGAGAAAAAUCAGAAUGGUUGGUGGUUCUGCCAGUGCGAGUCCAAACGAGGCUGGGUUCCCGCCUCCUACCUGGAACCUCUGGACGGCCCGGAGGAGGCCGAGGACGCCGAACCAGACUAUGAAGGUGAGCUGCACGUCACCAUCAAAGCCUACAAGGCAGAGCAGGAGGACGAGAUCUCUCUGGAGCUCGGUGAAACCAUCGAGGUCAUUCACAAGCUGCUGGACGGCUGGUGGGUCGUCAGGAAAGAAGGUGAGACUGGCUUUUUCCCCUCCAUGUUCCUGCACAAGGCUGGCAAGAAGGAGCAACAUGAAGCAAAGAGGGCGAACGUGCAGGGACAGAAGCCCCCACCUCGCAGGUCUACUAUCCGAAAUGCCAAGAGCAUUCACAACAAGUCUCGGCAGCGGCUCAGCCAGGAGGCCUACCGCAGGAACAGCCGCCGCUACCUCCAGCAGAAGGGGGACAAGGGGGGCCGCCUCGCCGAACCACACAGGACCUCCAAGAACACCGCGAAGUCACCGCUGAGGGAGAGGAAGAACCAGGACAACAUUCCCGAGCAGUCCGGCUCCAGUUCGGAGAGCGAGCUGAAGAAGGAGGCUCCGGUCAUCCCUCCCCGGCCCAGUCCGGAGCUCAUCCUGGAGCGCUGCAGCGACAACACCCGCAAGAAAGUCAGUAUCCACAAGUCCCGGCCCAGCUCCGACAGCUAGCGUGGGGACCCACCAUACGUCUCAGACACCAUGAAACGGGAGCUUUUGUCCUCCCUCACUUUGUGGUGUCAACAAAUGGGAGAGCAGGUGGUCAUUUGAGUAAAAGAUGAUACAAAAUAUUAAUAGAUAGUAAAAGUGAUGGAAAAUAACUAAGGAUUUGCUUUCUUUUUUAUAUUACAUUGUAUUUGGUGUGGUAACUUGCUUUAAGUUUGAUGUUGUUCUGUAGUUUUCUUAUUCCAAAUUAAUCCUAUUAAAACCAACAAUGCGUUAAGAAGUCUCUCGAUACUCACCAAACAUGUACAUAUUUAAAACCCCUCACGAAAACUAAAUAGUUUUUGCAUCUGUCAGGGACUAUUUUCGGAUGGAUCCACAUUUGGUGUUCUAUCGAGUAUUUGUGGAAGCAGGACCGAGUGUGUGGGAAAAUAAACUACUGUGUGUGUGUGUGUGUGUGUGUGUGUGUGUGUGUGUGUGUUGAGGUAAGGAAGGAACAACAGUGUGGCCUACUGAGAACGUACACGAUGUCAGUAAAUCUUAACUAUAAAUGUGAAUUAUCUCACGAUAACGAGACGUUUAAAGGAAAAGUUGUGUAAUUUUUGGGGAAAUACACUCAUUUGCGCUGUGGCAGACUUAUUUGAGAAGACUGAUGCCACUUCUAUAUGGUAAAUAUGAUGCCAAACAAACCAACCAGCACUUCUCAAGAUGACUCAGCACAUUAUAGAGAUAGAAUCACAAUUGGUUUGGCUGCAUUUGUUUUGGGAAAAAAGUUUGUAAUUGUUACAAAGGUAUAUAAUUAUGAAAACAAAUUUAAAAAGCAGUUGGAAUAUUAUUUUUGGUGAAUUUAAUGGCCUGUCAAUUUAUAUAAUGAGUCAUUUAUUUACUUCUUUACAUUCUUUCAUUCUGGCAGCUUCAGACCACUUUGUAACUGUACGUUUUAAAAGUGUUAUAUAAAUAAAUCUUUAUAAAUUUA
Molecule: messenger RNA, 2319 nt
Organism: Scatophagus argus
Lineage: Eukaryota; Metazoa; Chordata; Actinopteri; Scatophagidae
Gene: ncf1
Product: neutrophil cytosolic factor 1
Exons: 11
Coding region: 87-1352 (421 amino acids)
Biological process (GO): respiratory burst; superoxide anion generation
Cellular component (GO): cytoplasm; NADPH oxidase complex
Molecular function (GO): protein binding; superoxide-generating NADPH oxidase activator activity; phosphatidylinositol binding
Source: RefSeq, a predicted model, not a curated record